Molecule: messenger RNA, 1435 nt
Organism: Suillus subalutaceus
Lineage: Eukaryota; Fungi; Basidiomycota; Agaricomycetes; Boletales; Suillaceae
Exons: 4
Coding region: 300-1334 (344 amino acids)
Source: RefSeq, a predicted model, not a curated record
GGAAUUUUGAUGAUUUUAUAGUACCACAGACUGACAGUCAUUUCAGGCUGCGCUUGCGAUGCCCGCCUGGACAAUCAUCUCGCCACGCGAGCGAGACAAGGGCCAUCCCAUGCGCAUGAAGAUGUUCCGGAUCAUGAAAACGGUCUACCGCAUGCUAGACCCACCCAACGAGCCCUCCGCAAUCACUGAACCAGAACCACCCAUCCUAUCAAGUGUUAUUAUCCAUUUCCGUCUCUCCACAGAGUCUGUCACGCGCUUUGCUCUCCUACUCCGUGAGAUGCAGAUUGAAGACAAGGUGUAUGAUGUCGCAGUUGAUCAUCCCUCCUCUUGACUCGGACUGUUGGACGGCGGAGCCUGACCUUGCACGUAGGGUAUCGAAGCAGCUGCAAGUGCAGAAAUAUUACGAACGCCUUCUACGACAGGAGGGUGAUGGUACCGUAGACAUUACCGGUUUACGAUCAGACACUUCGCGUUGUCCCAUAUGUGAUUCAAGUCUUAUUCACUGCAAUAGCUGUCAGGUCGCAUCGUGCGAAUCGCACGACUGCCGUGGAUUUUCUGACCCCCCUUUUGCGCGGUGCGUCAGACACAAAACAGAGGUGCUAUGUUUUCCAUGCCUCCAGGGACAGGGGUCCAAGCAGGAGCUAGAAAAGUGUCCCUGCAACUCUUGGUGCUGCGCGAGAGAUAUCUCCUCAUGUACCGGUCACCCGCUCAGUAUCCCGCUCAUGCCUCGUGUAAACAAGAAGUUCGUUGCUCCUGGUUUAAUUACGGCCUAUGCUGAAUCUGCGCGGGCUCACCCUCCUAAGCGCGGUUCCUGCAUAGAAUGCAAAUUGCCCGGCUGGCGUAGCUGCCGAAACAAGCUAUGCUGGUCCCAUUCGAUCUGCCCAGAGUGCACGAGUGGCGGUCUGACAUGUAUGUGUGGGGAAGUGUGGGCAUGCGACCUCUGUGCGGAGCAUGACCCUAGCGUGUUCAUCCGCUGCCCGCGCUGUCGCCGGCUGUUCUGCUACAGUUGCUGCUACAUCGAUGACUGUGUCCUGUGCAAUGGCUCGAACCUCUGUUACGACUGCGCCGAAGAAGUUUCGGAAACGGACGACAAGGAACUAGAGGAAAUGCCUGCUAAACUCGUGGCGUCGUGUGGGAGUUGUGAAGUAAAGAUGUGCGAUCGUUGUGAGUCGUAUCUGGCGGCUUCGUGCGCGGUGUGCUCGAGACGACUUUGCACGCCAUGUGUGAGGGAUGCUGAAUGCUCGUGCAACCGUGUGCUAUGUGAUGGGUGCGUUGCAGAUCACGGGUGCCGCUUGUGCUCCCAGAGGAAUAGGGACGACAGCGAUGGAUCUUGACGUAUACUAGCAGAGCAAAUCUUAAAAGACUGUCAUAUUAAUUCAUAUGAUCCCAAAGCGUUGCAUAGGAAAUCUGCGCUUAGUUUUACAUACCCAAUGUA